Oryza brachyantha (malo sina) is the source of this 2955-nucleotide messenger RNA. RefSeq names its product F-box/kelch-repeat protein At1g51550. The record is from RefSeq and is a predicted model, not a curated record. Bases 301 to 1692 code for a protein of 463 amino acids. Lineage: Eukaryota; Viridiplantae; Streptophyta; Magnoliopsida; Poales; Poaceae. The transcript is spliced from 2 exons. Gene Ontology annotation, molecular function: protein binding.
CUUCUUCUCCAGGUGAUCACCACCACCACAACUCCACCAAGCCAGGACCCUCUCGCUCGCCUGAGCCUCCCCAACCCUAGAGAAGAAUCGCCCGUGGUGUCCAAGAACUCACUUGCCAAGUGAGGGGAUCGAGUCGCUGUUCGUAGAAUCGGAGCACACCUAGCAAAAGCCAAGAACGCACGAGAAGAAGAGCCAUGGUGUCCUAGGUAGGAACCUAGGCGGCGGCGGCGGUGGCGUAGGGGGUGGGGAAAGGAGUAGAGGAAUGGCGAGGGGAGGCGUGGCGUGGAGGAGUAGAGGGGGAUGGCCAAGAACCGAUCGGAGAAGGCGGCGAGGCGAGUGAUGGAGGAGGAGGCGGCGGCCCCGGCCAUCGCGCGCCUGGGGUACGACCAGGUGGUCUCCAUCCUGCACCUCCUGCCGGCCGAGUCCGUGCUCUCGUUCGCCGCCGCAUGCCGGGCCUUCCACGCGUGGGCCUCGUCGGACGCGCUCUGGGAGGCGCUCUGCCGCCGCGACUGGGGGGCCCGGGCCACCGCCGCGCUCGCCGAGCAGCGCCGCGGCGGCGGCGCGGUGCCGUGGCGGAGGAUCUACUCGGAGGUCGCCCUGCUCGGCGCGCUGUCCGCGCGCCGGGUCCCCGUGAAGGGCGCCUCGCCGCGGCCCCGGGCGUCGCACUCGCUCAACCUCGUCGCCGGUUGGCUCGUCCUCUUCGGCGGCGGCUGCGAGGGAGGUCGCCAUCUUGAUGAUACUUGGGUGGCAUAUGUUGGAAAUGGAGUUGGGAACAGAUCAUCUAAUGUGUUUAGCUGGCAGCAAUUAGACUCUGGCAUUCCAAGUGGUCGUUUCGGCCAUUCAUGCUCUCUAGUUGGAGAUUCAUUAGUCCUAUUUGGUGGAAUCAAUGAUCAGGGCCAGCGUUUGAAUGACACAUGGAUAGGUCAAAUCAUUUGUGAGGAAUCCCAUAGGAUGAGGAUCUCGUGGAGAUUGCUGGAGGUAGGCCCACAUGCGCCACCUCCUCGUGGAGCUCAUGCAGCCUGCUGUGUGGAUGAUAAGUUCAUUGUAAUUCAUGGUGGCAUAGGGCUGUCUGGAAGCCGGCUUGGGGAUACAUGGCUUCUUGAUCUCUCUAAUGGUCUCCGAUCUGGCAGUUGGCACCAAAUAGGGGAUACUGAGCCUUUGCCUUUAUCUCGUUCUGGCCACACUUUAACUUGGAUUGGCGGGAGUCGCAUGGUUCUUUUUGGUGGUAGAGGAUCAGAAUUUGAUGUUCUUAAUGAUGUCUGGCUGCUUGAUAUUAACGAAAGUUAUCCAAAAUGGAAGGAGCUGAAGUAUGACUUGUCUAGUGUUCUGGGUGAAAUGCCUUUUCCACGGGUUGGACAUUCAGCAACACUUAUCUUUGGCGGUAAGAUCCUUGUGUAUGGUGGAGAGGACUCACAAAGGCGACGGAAGGAUGACUUUUGGAUCUUAGAUUUACCUGCCCUGCUUCAAUUUGAGUCAGGUUCCAAGAAAAUGAUAAAAAGGAUGUGGAAAAAGCUAAGAGUUGAUGGUCAAUGCCCAAGUUACAGGUCCUUUCAUGGUGCAUGUGUAGACACUUCUGGCUGCUGCGUGUAUAUUUUUGGCGGGAUGAUUGAUGGCCUUGUGCAUCCUGCUGAAACCUGGGGUUUGAGGUUUGAUGGGCAGCUGUAUCAAGUGGAGCUUGUGUUGCACCUGUAGAUUUUGCAUGUUGUUCCCCUAUGAAUCUGAGACUUUCUCAGCAUAAUGCCAUAUUGUGUAGUUUUCACAUUACACUGCUCGAUAAAAGAUCUGGAGACCUCCCUGAAACAUUUCUACAAACCGUUACCAUGUUGACAUUCCACACAGAUAUUGGCCACUGUAAUGAUGACCCAAACUGAUGCUCGUCUGUCAACUGCAUAAGGUUGCACACCUGUCUGCCAUUAAGAAUGGGUUUGUCUGUGUAUGGGUUCAAAUUGUCAUUCCUUUGUCAGGUACAUAUGUUCCAAAGAAUGUCUGUCAAUACCAUCUGGAGCAGAUCGUUGCUUCCUUACCUGAUGGGCUCUCAUAUAACCAUGAAAAGAGGGAUACCGUUGCCAUCGAUGACAAACUAAAGUGACAUGGUUGAGGAUUGCUAGGGACCAUCCGGAGCUAUUCUUGAUCUUAGCACCCGUCACAAGUUGGCUCAGUGCAGGACCAUGUCUGUAUGCAUUGUUUAAAUUGUUGUCACAUGCAGAAGCAUGUCAUGUUUAAUUGAGCUCAUGAUGGUGUCUAGGACACACUGGCAGCAGCAUACAACACGGAAGUUUUCGUAUGGUUAGUGCACUGGUUUGAUCCUGGGUCCACGGAUACUAGAUCGCGUCUGAAUCUUUUAACGGUGCAUCGACAUGCAGGUUAUUGGCAUGUGCACAUUAAUGCUGUGAUAUUGGGACCAAUAGAGGUUUGGACUUUGUUCCACUGGGACCAUUUGCAGAAUUGACUAUGGGAUCACAUCAGUGGAUAAAAUUAUGGAACUCCUGUUUGGAUCCACCUUGUGACAGGAAGGUCUUCCUGCAAGCAUCAACAGCUCAAUGCCAGAAUCGUCAUCCACCAUGUAUGAAAUCCCUAAACAGUUUUACCCAUUUGUUUAGGUCUUAGCUGCUGCUUUUAUUUGUGGGAGAUCCUGUAGAUUCCUAAUAGACUAUUUUCUCCAUAUAUCUCAGUGUAGAAUUUCCACUAUUCUUGUUACUUUGUAAAUUUGUUGCUGCUUUACUCAAUACCCACAAAUAAACGAAUAAUCUUUCUAGAAGCAAUGUAGUUGAAAUGUUUAACAGCUGAUGUUGGUCUGAAUCUUGGAUAUGACUUUCUGGAUAACCUAGUCUUACUGAAGUCGAAGGUUAACACAAUCCUCGUACUUCUAGUAUUGUUCCAUUGACAUCUAUCCCUUGCCAGUAUACUUUUGAUUGGAAAGAAGUAGGACAUGAUAUCUGUCGACUUUAAAUUGUU